Molecule: messenger RNA, 1536 nt
Organism: Dioszegia hungarica
Lineage: Eukaryota; Fungi; Basidiomycota; Tremellomycetes; Tremellales; Bulleribasidiaceae
Exons: 4
Coding region: 1-1536 (511 amino acids)
Biological process (GO): asparaginyl-tRNA aminoacylation
Cellular component (GO): mitochondrion
Molecular function (GO): asparagine-tRNA ligase activity; ATP binding; nucleic acid binding
Source: RefSeq, a predicted model, not a curated record
AUGCAGCCACCACAGCGCAUCCUGGCUGUUCUGCCGCCUACGAUCCGCACUAUUUUGUCCGAGGGACCGUCAAGCUCGAGCCAGACGGUGCACGCUUGGGUGCGGUCCAUACGAGCUCACAAGAAUGUGGCUUUUGCAGAGGUGGACGAUGGGACGGCGAGGGUGCAGGCUGUACUGAAGGGCAAAGGGAUGGAAGCGGGACUGACUCAGGGUUGUAGUGUAGCCCUAUCGGGAACGCUGCAGGCUAGUACGGGCAAAAAGCAGGCCGUGGAGUUCAUGGUGGAGACAGCGAAGACCAUAGGUGCCUGUGACCCCGAUGUAUAUCCUAUACAAAAGCAGCAGGUCCCUCCGGCGUAUCUGAGAGAUCAUGCGCAUUUGCGAUUCCGGACCGCGCGGACGGCAGCUAUCAUGCGCGUGAGGGAUAGCCUCAUGCGGGACUGGCACGAUUGGUUCGAGUCAAACGAGUUCGUCCAUAUACAUACGCCGAUUUUGACUAGCUCGGACUGCGAGGGCGCCGGGGAGGCGUUUGCCCUUGUCAACCCCAUCGUCAAUCACCCGACCUCCGCCUCCGCCCCGCAGUCAUCGUCAGCCUCGGCCGGACCCUCAUCCUCCCAGUCCACAUCGGACCGCUUCUUCCCCCAUCCCGUCAAUCUCACUGUCUCCUCCCAACUCCACCUCGAAUGCCCCACCCACGCUCUUCCACGCACAUACACCCUCUCUCCCGCCUUCCGCGCCGAACCCUCCCUUACUUCUCGACACCUCUCCGAGUUCUACAUGCUCGAAGCAGAGGUCGCUUUCGUGGAUACGCUAGACCAACUGCUCGACGCCGUCGAGAAGGGCAUGCGGGAGGUCCUCCAUCGAUUGAUGUGGGAGCAUGGGCGAGGGGAGCGGACGCGGAAAGAUCUGGAGAUUAUUCGGGAUCACGAGCCAGCGGACGACUACGGCUCUCCUCAUUUGGCAGCGGAACCGGAACGUCCAGCUUUGAGUCACCUGAUCAAUGCCGCUGCUCGCCCGUUUGCCCGGAUGACCUAUACCUCCGCCAUCAAGGCUCUACAAGCGGCGCAAGAGGAGAUUGAGGGUCGAUUCGAGCAUCCGCCGAUAUGGGGCCAGGGCUUGUCGAGCGAGCAUGAGCGUUACCUCGCCGCCCAAAACGGCGGACCAACAAUCAUCACGCAUUACCCCGCAGCAAUCAAGCCCUUCUAUAUGCUGCCGUCCUCGGCGGACCCGUCGUGGGCGGCGGAAGGAGGCGAACAGGGCGAGACGGUGGCGUGCUUCGAUCUCUUGUUGCCGGGGCUGGGAGAGCUGAUCGGCGGGUCAUUGAGGGAACAUCGAUUGGGACCGCUCGUGGCCGCAAUGAAGAAGGCGGGGCUGAAGAAGGAGGAGUACGAGUGGUAUCUUGAUUUGAGAAGGUUUGGGUCUGUCCCGCAUGGAGGAUGGGGGAUGGGGUGGGAGAGAUGGGUGUGCUGGGUCACGGGCGUGGCGAAUAUCAGGGAUGUGGUGGCUUUUCCAAGGUGGAAGGGAAACUGCAGGUAUUAG